Molecule: messenger RNA, 7892 nt
Organism: Anthonomus grandis grandis
Lineage: Eukaryota; Metazoa; Arthropoda; Insecta; Coleoptera; Curculionidae
Exons: 9
Coding region: 124-1896 (590 amino acids)
Molecular function (GO): protein binding
Source: RefSeq, a predicted model, not a curated record
UAGCAGGUCGCACCUAUGAUAGCAUUAUUUUAAUUUAGCCAGACCCAUAUGUACAUAUGUACUUCGGUUGAAGAUAUUUUAGUUUUUGUUUAGAAACUUAGCAAUUUCGAUUCGAAUUUAGUUAUGCGGUGCUUCGGAAAAAAAUGGAGACUGAAAAAAAUGGUCGUGUCAAAGAGUGGCGAUACAGUCCGUCCAUGUAUUAAGGAAGUAAUAUUUGUCACAUCCAGGUUACCAUCAACUUUACCUAGAACAAAAGCUGCAAGAAUAUCAGAGCUGCCUUCCUUAAGAUACGGACCAAUUGGCGCCAGGACUAUCAUGACAGGACCUUUGAAGAUUCCUAAACAGUUUGGUCACAAAUAUCACGAUAUUAGAAGUGGGUCUUUGGAGAGAGGUAGAGGAGGAAGACAGGAUCGUAGGCAAGCAACGAGGAAAGUCCGUUUUACCCUCCCGCCAGCAGAUGACACCACAUAUACCAUUUCUAGCGAAACUCCAACGGUCGAAAACUUCGAUAGUUUCCCUCUACAUCGACGAGUUUCAGCGCGAGGAGCUGCCGUAAACAUCGAAAAUGAUUCCAAUUUCAACAGCGACGGCAGUCGACGACCGGCCUCGAUACGCGAAAUUGGUGUAAAAAGUUCGGCGUCGUCGUCGAUACGCGGACGUAAAGUACACGACGACGCGGCGUCUUUGCCGGGCGGCGGAAAAGAGUUGACGUUGACGCGACGUUUCGAGGAGUUUCGGAAGGAACGUCUUCAGGACACGCGGCGGAAGUUCGGGGAACGCGUCGAGGUACCUGUCAGCGUUAGUCCUGGUGUCAGAUAUAGAGUCCAUCCGACAGCCCGUUACGUCAGAGGCACGCUGUCCCCGACAUCCAACCAGGCCCCCCACGAGUCACCACUGUCUCCUGGGGGGCAGGCCCUUCUAAAAGCUGCGCGCGAUGGUGACGAUCACGCUCUUAGGGAUCAACUGCGCAGGGCACUCGCCCUUGGUAUAUGCGACGCCGAUUUAAAUGCCGUCGACUCCAGUGGCAGGACAGUCCUAAGCUACGUGGCAUCAAAUGGGACCAUCGACCUGUUGGAGUUGAUGUUACAACUUCCGGGAUUGGAUCCCAAUAAAUGCGAUAAUGAAGGAAACACGCCCCUACAUUUUGCCGCUCAAGCAGGACAAGUGGAAUGUUUAAACUGCUUGGCGAGUAGAUGCCGGGGAGUGGAUAUCGACGCCAGAAAUAAUUUAGGAUUCACACCUCUUAUGAAGGCGGCCUUACAAGGAAGAAAUAAAUGUGCCAAAUUGCUUUUGUUUGCAGGGGCUAAUCCGACCCUGCGCGACAACGGACGCGGCUUCCGAGCGGACCAAUGGGCGCGUUUCUGCGGCCGCUACGUCUGCGCAGAUGUCAUAGAAAAGCACGCCCGCCAGAGGCUCUUGGAACGCUCCACGUCUUACGGUAGCUGGGGCCUAGAGCACGAGAUGGGCAACAGAGUCGUAGUAGCAGGAAAAGUUGUUCCUAUACCACCCGUUAACACUCCGCCGUGUAAUGGUUUCAAAUCCAAACUGAAAAAAGUGUUUCGCACGUCUUCCGGACCAUCCUCAGACACCUUCUCCAGUGCCCGGUUGGUCACUCAGCUGACUUCGGCUGCCCUGUGCGCGAGCAGUCCGGUUCUUCCCAGCAGCGGGGCGGUUUCGCCCAUGGUUAAAUCGCUCCUGAGGCCUUUGACGGUACCACGGCUUCAGAUUACAUUGGUAAACAACAACGGCGAUUAUCCAAAUCACAAUUUGGAGCCGUCAGAGGAGAAUUUUACUCAGGAUGAUAAAGUUGGGGAUAAGGUACUUGCCAGCAAUGGAGCAGUUGCCAAUGGGAAAAACGAACCGGUGAAGCCUAGUAGGAGUAGAAAAAAGAAAUAGCACGAAUGUUACUUGUGUAAACAAUACUGAAGUGCCGACAGAAGAGUUUACUUAAUUAGUUUAUCAGGAUUUCCUUGAAAAGAAAAUCAAUCUUUUAACUGUAGAUGACUUUUUUUUGUGGGGAAGUAAUUUAUUAUUCGGACUUAGGGAUCAAUAAAUGAGAGUUUAUAUUUAAAUUGGUCAAGGAUCAAAUAUGUUGGGCUUCUCAGGGCACUUACAUACUCUGUGAGUAAGUCUUUAAUAAUAUUUCUUACGUGCAGUUUAUUUUUAAAUAAAAUUAUAUUUAGAAGCAGGAUAUCAGCAUACGGUUAAAUUUAGAAGUAACUAUAAGUUUAUUAAAUAUUCAUCAAUAAAAAAUUAUAGUUUUGGUUUAAAAAAAAUGAAGGUCUGAUAUCAUUUAUAAGCAUAAAACACCUAUAUAAUAUUUAUAGACUCUAUAAAUAACGUUUGUUUUCAAUGGAAUUUAAUUUAAACAUAGUAGAAGUGGUAGGGAGCUAAUACAAAUGAUUCUGUCUAAAACCCUUGGACACAGAAAAAAUAAAACAAAGCAUAAAAAGACUUGAGGAAACAGACUUAAUCCAAAAAUUACUACUAAAACCCUGGGAGUAGUUAUUUUUGAGAUUGAAUCGUAAAUAAAAAAUGCCUCUUUGAUCGUAAAUAAAAAAUGCCAGAAGUCAAAUUUCUUGCCUAGCAUAAAAUGACUCCAAAGGCUAUAAAACGUAAAAUAAAAUGUCCAUUCAGUGAAAUAUAUAAAAAAUUAUUUUAAAUAUCUGUAUUAUUUGGAGCAAAAUUGAAAUUCAUGUGAUUUAAUCAUCUCUGCACUCCUCUACUAGUAGACCAGGCUUUUUACCUUGCAAAAGGUUGGGUAGAAGUUAUUUUGGAAUAUGUUAGUUGCGGGUAGACUGUGACCAAAAAUACAAAAUUUCGACCUUGGAAAAAGACCGCGCAAGUCGCCAUCUUGGAUUACACAUACAAAAAAAAAGGUUUUUUGGCAUUAUAUCCGUAAUGGUUAUUUUUACGACAAAGUAUGACAUAAACAAAAUUAAAGAAACAAAAUUUCCCACAUUUUAUGUAUUUACACUUUUUUUAUACCUUUAAUAUACAAAGACUUACACGAACACAAACAUAAAGUUCUUUAAAAAAAUACUUCAAACAAGCAUUUUUUAGUUUUAAAAAAUAUGUUUUUAGCUAUUUCAGUAAUUUUGUUAUUCUUGUUAAAAGAGGUGAUAUUUUUUCGCUAUCGUCGAGUCGCUCACGAAAUUGAAACAAUACUCAGUUUGCAAUGCAAACUGAAAGCUUAUUUCCACGUCACCAUGAGGUAAAGCUAAUCGGCGCGUUUUUUUUACCGUGUAUGUAGUACGCUGUCACUAAUACCACGACCACGAGUAAGGCCCCCAUUGCUAUGCAUCAUCCUCAUCAAAGUUUGUUCAAUGGUCAUGUCAGACCAAAACUUAUCCGAUCGUCUAAUCGUAAAAUAGCCUUCAGUCGUAAAUUUUUGGUAUUCACUAGGAUCCAUUUUUUCUUCUAAAUUUAACAUGUCUUGCAAAUAUAAAUGAGCAAAUUUAGCAUAAUGAAAAUGCCCACACUUGCGUGAAAGUAGGGCAACAUUCUUUGAAUAGUGUCGAGAUGUAGUUGCCAGUUUCCCAUUCGCUCAGCUUCAAUAAAGUGCUUCACUAAAGUUACCAUCUCAAAAUACUCCAUAAUUUAGCUCUGGGGCCAUAACUUUAAAUGCCUCAUCUUCGUCCGACCUCAGAAUAACUGAUUUAUCUAAACGGCCAAUCAGUUGUCUCAUAAUCGCAUUGUCAUCAUCAGUAAAUUCGAGGGUGUCAAAAAUUGUAUGUGCCAAAGCAAGAUGACAUAAAAUAUGUGCACGAAUUGCACGUGCAUAUGCGUGACGAACUAACAUUUUCUCUACACUAUUAUCAGCAUAAAUCUGACAAAAAAGAUCUUUCAAUCCACUUCCAGCCAUAAUAUAGCCAACAGAUCCCAGGAAGGACAUCAAAAAAUGAAAACCUCCAAGUCUUACGAUGACAUUUAUUUGUGAGUUUGGGAUGGUUCACAACAAUUUCUUGAGCUUUUGCGUACAGUGGCUGGUCAAAGGUGACAAGGCAGGUUUUUUGAUUGGUCUUCUUACAUUCUUUGACUGCCAAUAAAAGGGCUGUAGGUAUUCUGUCAUGCUGACUAGGCGGAAAAUUGAUAAAUGGAAGGCAAAAAAGAUUUAUCCGCCGUUACCUGCUCCAUGAAGCCGUUCCAAUCUGGAAGUUCCAGGCGCACAUGAAUUCCUCGUUUCUCGCUUGAUUUGAGAAGAGUCCGAACGCCUCUCUCUUUCACGACAACCGAGUCACUUUUAUUUAAUGUUUGGUCACGAAUAAAACACAAAUUCGUUUCGAUAUUCUCCAUUGCAAAACGUCGCUUAUUAACUGGUAUCUUCACCACUCAACAGUGAAAUGAUGAAAUAAAACCCAAUUGACUGAAGGUUAUGUUGCGGCAGUGUUGCCAAUACUGAUUAGAAAUAGGUAUUCUGUUUGUUGCUUCGUAAAUAAUUAUUUUAUUUUAUUUUUCGUAUUUUAUCAGGUUUUCUUUACCAUUGCUUUAAUUCUGUUUAUGGUUGUCAUAUUAUAUCUAGUAUGGUUGUCAUAUUAUAUCGAGAUUUUUUAAAAAUUGUUUAGGGGCAUAGGGCCUCGUACCAAAAACAGUAUUGUAAAAAUUGUGUUACCUUGUGUUGACAUAGUUUUAAAUAUAUGUAGCAGUGCAAGGCGCAAAUGACAUAAUAUAUUUGCUCAUUUGCCCUUAUGGUUGUUACAGUUUAUUUUCGUCAGAUACAUAAAGAAUAAGAAAACAAAAUGAAUCUAAAAUGUUAGCGAAAGCAUAGCUCGAUUAUAGAACUUUAAGAGGCAAUUUCUAAGCUAUUCUGGUGCUAAAAUUAAUAAAAUAAACAGUUAUCAUUUCAGUGUUAAUUCUAUUUUUGAUAUCAAUAAUUUUCAACCCUUAUGAUGAAACUCAAAUUAUUAAUCAUAACAUUAAUUUUUUUAAUUGUUUUGAUUUCACUAAUGUCAGAAGUCAUAUCCUAGCCAAUAAGAUCCCAGCUCAUUCUCCUAUAUCCCUACUAAAACCAUUUCUGGCGCGAAAAUCUUUGACCUCUAGGAGUUUUGAAGAAUAAGCCUUUGAAGAAGGUUGUUUCUUGGUAUUUUUGCCGAUUUUACUCCAAUGAAAAGUUGAAAACUCACCUUUUGGGUAUUUUAGUUUGUGGAUACUAAAUGCCAUACUGCAAUAGUGCAGGAUUAUAAGUGGUGUAGUUAAAUCCCAACUUUUUCAAGGUUCUUUGUUUAAGUGUCCAGUUUUGUGUUCCCGAGAAAAGGCCAAUUCCAUUGGUAAGUCCUAAUAUUUUGAUUUGGCAUCUUGGUUUAUGAUAAUCUACAUAUUACACAUGUAUUUUUAUAUAAGUAGACUCACGCAUACCGUUAAGUUUAACCAUCAAUGCUUAUAUCUACUUACUCUAUUGGCGAUUCCUCAAUCUGGGUAUUCUUCCACUUUCAGGCUUUUUUUUUAUCCCCCGGUAUGGUCUUUAUCCACCAUUGUAAGUAGAAAUCUCCACUCAUCUACUCCAAUAACGUCCACAACAUCUACAUUGACAUUUACUGUUAAACCGAUCCACCCAGGUCCCCCAUCGCAAUCAUGCAGCCCUUUUGGAGCCAGGUUUGAUCAAUGUUUGUGACGUUUAGUGAACCAUGCAGUCAGUAAAACAACCUAACCAGUAAACCAAAGUCCUAUCAACAUUCAUUAGCUUUACUGUAGUAUAUUAGACUAAAUACUAACCUCAAAAUUACAUUGUUACCACUCUCAUCAUUAGAUUUUACUACCACACCAUUGUUUUGAAUAGUUUCAUAAUAACUAGGUGCAUAUUAGUUAUUUUAUUGAAAUAGACCGUAUAGAUCUUGUAAACUGGAUAAAUAGGCCUAUUUCGAAAGUACUCACGCGAACUUUUAGCCCCAAACAACAUAAUAUAAGAUUUUAGUCUUGAUAUAAACACUAUAUUUAGGAAGGGCAACAUAACUUGUUUUUAAAAUAAUAAGUUUGAUUAUUAAUUUUUCUUUUAAUAUAGAUUCACUUAAAACUGUCUGUUCUUCCUUGUGAGAUUUUCUUUCAGGUUUAUAGGUAUAGUGCUUUUAGUAAUUUCCUGUUUUCUUGGUCAUCGGGAUUUUCUUAUCCAUCUGGGAUAAAACAGGUGGCGCUUAUAUUUUAUUGAUCUCUUGUUGAAUCCACACGCCACUCUACCAAAGUGGUUAGUGCUAGUCGGCUUCCCUUUGAGAAGAUCCCCUGAGCUGUCUCUAUAGCCUAUAGUAAGUCUCCCUCCUUCCAUUGGUUCCCUUGUACCCACUUUCUAACCCUCACUCCACAUAUUUUUAGUCUUUACUCUCCUUUUUCCUUCCUGUUAUUAUCCAUUCCUCCAUUCAAAUUUCAUUUAAUCCAAGUAUAAUUAAAGCAAUAUUAAAGUAAUAAAUUUUUAUUGAUUAAUUAUAAUUAUUAAUUCUUUAUUUUUUUAUUUAACAUAGUAUAUAAUUAAUUUAACUUUGUACUUUGCAAAAUUAAAAAACCCCGUUUAUAAAUACGAAAAAUCUCGAGUUCUGAGUAUUUUUUUAAGAAUACCAUCUUUGUGUCCGUCUAACUCUUUAUAUAUUAAACUUACAAAAAAAACUGUUAAUACAUAAAAUAUAUUAAAUUUUAUUGUCGUUAACUUUGCUAAGAACAUGUUUUGUUGUAAGGUGAACAAUUACGGAGAUAAUGUUAAAAACUGUUUCUUUGUACCUAUAAUCCAAGAUGCCGGCGCGCGCGGUCCCCCUCCCAAGCUUGAAAAUUUGGAUUUUUGAAGAGGGUCUACUCAUAAAUAAUUCCUACCCCACCUUUUGCACGCCAAAGAUCUUUUUUUGUACCCACUUACUGGUCUAUAGCUUUAAACUGAGUCUAUCAAAUCUUUUAGUAUCAUAAAACUAUUGUGCCAAUAUAUUAAGUGCCUCUAUUUAAAAAAAAACUGUUUAAACCGAUCUUCUCGUACUACAUAACUGUUUUUUUAGAAUUCAUUUGCAUUUGGUACUAAAAACUUUUCAUCAUAAUUUAACUUAGGAAGUACUCAUAUCGAUGUAGGAUCACUAAAGUAUAGCUUUAUACUGCUAAAAGAUUAAUUUUUUUUCUAGAGCAUCCUGUGUAUGCGUAAAAAAUAUUGACACCAAUACAAGCUUAAAAUAAAGUGUGAUAAACGAGGUUUAGGCAAGAAAAUCUGUUGGACAUUUCUCAUCAGAGACUGUUCGAUGAAACUCUAGAUGUAUUUCAAAUAAGCCUUUGUUUGCUUAUAAAGAUUUUUUUUAAAUUUAGUACAUGCCCUAAUGAUCCAAAGAUAUGCCAGGAAUAUUUACUUAAGAUGUUCAAAACAUCUCAGGAAUGUCCGAUUAACUUACCAAUCAUCCCAGCAAUUACCGAGCAAUAUACUGAACAUUCAAACUCUAUUAUAUCCCAGAAAUGUCUAUGAUCAUUAGGGUAAUAAAUAGGUGAUUCAUAACAUAUGCUACAAAUAUUAUAAGUGUUAUUAUUUUAUACGCCCUGUAUUAUUUUAUAUUUUAAGCUGCAGUAGCCUAAAUAAUUUUUUCCUGAAAUAUAGUUAAUGACUUUUCGAACAUUUUUGUACUUAAUCUGUGCUGUUUUUUGAUAAAACAAUUUAUAGUGUGAUUUUAGAUUUAGUUUUUCAUAUCUUUUGUAUAUAGUUAUUUAUAAUAAUUUUUUAAGAUUACUGUCGCUUUAUAUAAAGAGACUGGCUUAGUAAGAAAAGAUGACUAAUUCUCUUAUAUGUAUAUUAUAAAAUUUGCUUAAAUGUAUUUACAUAAUUAAUACUAACAGGCAUUUUUGCCCCAAUUUAUAUAAACGUAACAACAUAAUUUUGUCGGACCAAGAAAAAUACACAAUUUUUGAACGCUCUAACAUAUAUUCAUUUAUUAUAGAUCGAA